AUCAAUAACCAGUAGUUGUUGUUGAGUGAAUAGAGCACAUCUGUCCGUGCAUUGUCAGCUGAGUCAGAGCAAACGUACUCUAGUCACACAGCUGUCAAGCAAGCCAUUGUAUAGGCGGCACUCUAUUGUAGCAGGAAUCUAUCAGAAAGCACCGGCGAUAAAGACGGCCAGAGUUAGGCCACGCUAUUUCCAUAGCGAUCUGCACACUGCAGGACCAAACAUGCACAUCCUCCUCGUAGUAAAAUGACUCGGCGUGUGCGUGUGUAAGAGCUCGGCGUGUUUAUAAGGUUUUUUUUUUUUUUCCCUCGUUCAUUCAUAAAUGUUUUCCGUGGCAGCCUCGGUCGACGUAGCGAUUGGCUGCGCCCAGCUCUUGCCAGCCCCUUCAGGAUGAGCCCUGAAAUUAGCAGCGAGAAGGCAUGUAAUUGACAGAGUCACGUGUGCUCGAGGGGCCAGCGAGCUGAGAGCCGAGAGAAGGGAGCAACACAAGAGGGAGAGCACGCUAGACCAUGCGAGCUAAAUUUGGGAUCGCUUCAAAUCAGGAUGUCACAUUGAUGCUACAGAUCACCCCCAGCAAAAAGGAAACUUUCCAUCUGUCGUUUCUAGAGCAAGAGGCAUCAUGGCCGAAGGAGGGGCUGCCAGAGGUACAAGAGAAGAACAGGGGAAGCUGCCAGAGCAAGAAGAAGAGGAGGAGGAGGACCCCCAGGUCUUGCGUGGCUCAGGCCAUUGCAAGUGGUUCAAUGUGCGGAUGGGCUUCGGUUUCAUAUCUAUGACUAGCCGGGAGGGAAGUCCCUUGGAAAACCCUGUUGAUGUUUUUGUCCACCAAAGCAAACUGUACAUGGAAGGAUUUAGAAGCCUGAAAGAAGGAGAGCCAGUAGAAUUUACAUUUAAGAAAUCCUCCAAAGGUUUUGAGUCAUUACGGGUAACUGGCCCCGGAGGAAACCCAUGCUUAGGAAGUGAAAGACGACCCAAGGGGAAGACCGUUCAAAAAAGAAAACCAAAGGGGGAUAGGGAAUGUGGCAAAAAGCAGUCCUACGGUACAUCAGGUAACCAUGGGAGACUCGCAAUGCAGGGUCAGUGUGCACCAGCUCAGGGGAUUGGAUGCUAUAACUGUGGUGGCCUUGAUCAUCAUGCUAAAGAAUGCAAUCUACCUCCUCAACCAAAAAAGUGCCAUUACUGUCAAAGCAUAACGCACAUGGUAGCUAACUGCCCACACAAAAUAGUUCCACAGCAUCCAACAACUUCUCAGGGAAGAUAUGAAGCAGAACCACAGUCGUCAACUUCAUCUUUUCAGAGAGAAGGGGGAGGGGCAAUUGGCUAUUCAUCUCCGUCUUAUUCUCAGGAGGGAAGAUCAGAGCUCUCAGAACGUUCAAGCAGGUCGCCACAAGAAGCAUCCUUAAGUAAGAUAUCUACAUCGCCUGAGGAACAAAGCAGAAAGGGGCCUUCUGUUCAAAAAAGAAAAAAAACUUAAGGCUUUGUCCUGGUGUUUCCCUUUAACUUCACCCAUUCUGGGAAGUUCUACCUCAUACAAGUACAGGGGAAGUCAUUUCAUUUAUUGCAACUGACCAGGAAUUCUAACUACUGUUAUGGAACUGUGAAUUUAAGAAAAAUCAUGAAACGGACAAAUCACUCCAAGCAAGUUUGAAAUGCAGGGUGUUUUUUUUUUUUUUUUAAGUCUUUUGUGUCUUCAUAUUUGUGUAACGUUUUUGCCUUUAAUGCAUAUCACAGUAUAAUUUGAAGGAAAAGGCAUCUUAGAUAUAAUUGUGUGUGUCUGUAUAUGCAUACAUAUAAAAUAAAGGUGCACACACCAGGCUCCCUUAAUGGCAAUUCUUAGUAAUACAAUAGAAAAAAUCAGAACAUUGAAUAAAGCAAAAUAGAGAGUCCGUUAUAAAGGCUUGUUUAACAUUUCCACUGGGAUAGGUAGACUUAAGAAGCAAGAAUAUCACUGACUGUCCACCAUAACAAGGCCCCAUAUACACACAAACAAGUUUCAACUACAGCUUAGAUAUCCAGGUUUUUGUAAGAGUGGAAACUAGAUAUCUAGGAGCAGUUCGUGUUUUUGUUACUAAUAUAUAUAUAUAUAUAUAUAUAUAUAUAUAUAUAUAUAUAUAUAUACACACACACAUACACGCACACACUUACACAGUUAUCCUCAUCCUCAAUAUCAAAGAGUAUGAAGCAAUAUAUUCGUUGUUCUUAAUUUUUUACUUUUUUGUUAAACACCCCUGCUGUUUUUUUUUUUUUUUUUUUCAUUUUUACUGUCAAUGUUCUUGUGUAGACAAAGUUUGUAAGAUUGGUGGACUUUUCACCUUCUCCAUCCAUCCUUCCUAAACAGGAGGGAAUUUUUCCUGACCUUUUUGAUCCAUUGGAGUUGUAACUGACUCCCCACCAAAGCAAUAUUUUGAGCCAGAUAUGCUUUAGGUGUCCUUAAACAUUAUCUUCACAUGUAAAAAGAUCAACAAGAGACAAUGAAUGAUUAUUUUCUGUGAUGUUGUAUGAUGUCCUGUAUUAAUUAUGUGUACUAGAUGAAGACAAUGCAAAAAGCAUCGCAGUUGUAUCUUAAUCACACAUUGGCAUAGUUUUGUUGUUUACGGUAAACAAUGAAUCUUGGCAGUGGCAGCAGCACAAUUUUCAUAUAUGUUACUUCACUUAAUAUAAACAGGGUCUUUGGGGGCCAUUUAGGUCUAAUUACAUCCAUGAAAUUGCUAUGGAGAAGCAAAUUAAUUAUACACAGAAUACCAUAUAUGCGUUGCACAUCUAGAGUUUUAACAUUUACAGGCUUGCCAUGCAAUGGAUCUAGUGUAACAGUUUUGUUUUUCUGAACAAACAAGGAAGCAUAACUAAGAUAAACCACUGAUUGUAAAUAACUUUAGUCAGCUGGUGCCCACAUUUUGUCCUGGGUAUGUAAAUUGCUAAAUUGACUACUAGGACACAACUCUUUUCAACGUUUCUUAGAGGCAUGUUUUUAUUUUUUGUUUUUAACUCUUCCAGAAAAAAGUAGUUUUAAAAUUAUCUGCCCUACUAGACAGUGGAGUCAACUAUCCGAUGUAUAGAACUACUGAACUAAAUGCAGGGCCCAUAUACAUAUUGCAGAACAAUCCAUCUCUUAACUGGUGGAAGAAGGGGUUGUCCUUUUUUAAUAUACAUUCAUGGGCUUUUAUUAUAAGCAAGCCAAUCCCUGGCCCUGCCUGCAUUCAAAUGCUGCAUCUUUGAUGAGCAAUAGGCAAGCAACAAUCCUUGUUUGUGUUUGUAUUUGCAGAAAGGACAGAUGUUUCUUGCUGAUCAUCAUAGAACUGCAGAGCAAAGGCAGUGAAAUGUAGGUGCCAAAGGGACAGUCCCAUUUUCCUUAAGUGAUAGAUUGUCAUUUAGGUAGUGGAAUAACACUUGUGCAAUAUUUAGAAAGGAUCCAUGCAGAGCCAGUUCAGCAAGUAUUUGUGAGUUUACCAACCCCAACUGUCAGACAUAGGCUGUUUUCUAUUGAACACCUUAGUCUGUGUCUAAUUUACUCAAAAAUUAGUCCCAGAAGAGUGGUCACCAUACAGUGACUGCAGCUCGUUUCUGGUAAAGUCACUCCAACAAAUGGAAACCAGAAUAACUUAAGGGUCUGGUUUACGAACAUCAGUGCAGUAACCAAGAAGAGCCACUAAUUAGUAUUUUGCAACUUUAAAAUGAAAGCAACUGGGCCGUUUCACUUGUGCAAGCCAGCAUAUAUAAAAUGAUGUCACUAGCAAUAAUAGCCACAGUGCAGUUUUGCCAAGGCCAGUAGACAAUGUGUGGCCACAGAAUGGCUUGCUGGAAAAUAAUGUCUUUACAGACUGAGCAUUGUAGAUGUAAUAAUAAUCAAGUGGCAGCUUCGGCCACUAAACGGUAAAGGAACACUACUGGGUCUAUUUAUCAUGCUGUGUAAAAAUUGGAAACGUUACCGGUGAUGUUACUCAUAGCAACCAAUCAGAUCUUUGCUUUUGUUUUCUGUUGAAAUCUAAUUGCGGAUUGGUUGUUUUGGGCAAUAUCACCAGUAAUGCUUCACUCUACUUUUUACAUAGCAUGAUAAAUAGGCCCCUACAUGUCAGUGCUCCUAGACCACUGUUAGAAAAUCCCUAUUCUGCAAAAUGUAUAACAUACUGGAGUUUGGUAUAGGUUACGUUUUUGGCUAUACAGGUAUUGGGUCUAUUAUCUGGAAUACUAGGGACCUGGAGUUAAGGUAGUAAAAUGUUUUUCUGUACUUUGAAUCAUCAACCUUAAGUCUGCUAAAAACAUUAAAUAUAUCCAAUGGGAUUGUUUUGCCACUGAUAUAGAUUUUUGUUGCUUAGAUGCCACCAAGUGCAAGGCACUUUUCAUUUCAAGAACAAGGCAGCUUAUUUAAAAAAUUUAAAUGGACUCUGUUGGAUGGCCUUUCUGUAAUUCAGAGCUAUCUGGAAAUUGGGUUUCUGGUAAGAGAUCCCAUACCUGUAUUACUAAAAGGAAAUACAUGGUUUUAAAGUUGUAUCUGAGGGAGAGCAAUAUUUAUGUCUUCCUGAUGUAAUUUAGAACAGUAUGAUAAACUUUUGCAACUUCUGGUUACUAAAUCCAAUGUAUCUGUGUAUCUACUAUCCUUUAUCAAAAGAUCUGAAAGAAAGUGCAGACCUAGUCUUGAAUUACUGAAAUAUCUUUAGCAAAGAAUCAAAAUCUCAUAAUAUUUGAUGUAGAUUAUUAAACUGUGAUCUCCAUUUUACUUUACUGGAACCAAUAACACGGAACCCCCAAAAUCACAGUUUCAACAGCUGUCUUUGUACAGUAUAUCUAAGCACAUAUUUUGCCUAUUGUAAAAGGGCAGUAACAUUGUUGAUGCCAGCUGAAUGUUCACUGUUCUCUUCCUACAUAAUAAUACAGUAUUUUUCUUUUAAUCUAAGAUAUCAACAUUUUAAUCAAAGGAUAUCAACAUAUGGUCCUGAAUAGUACUGUGGUGUUUCACAUUGAUGUAUCUAGGAUAAUGGUUAGUUGAGUAGAAAAUGCAUCUCCUCACCAAUAGUCUUGUGAUUUUUCAGAUGUAUAGUAGACCUGAAAAAUUACCCAGGAGACUUGUGUUUAAUGUGUCAUGGAGAAUUGUUUUUUUCAUUCUCUGUUUAAGAUUGCUGCCAUUUAAAAAAUGAUUUAACAAAGAUGGACCAGUAAUUGCAGUAUUAGAAAUCGUGAUCAGUUUAGUAUCGCUGCUGUUGCUUACAAAGGUUAUCUGUUUCUACCAGGCACAAAUCAAGUCUCUACACUUGAAUUUCAUUACUGUAUGAUGCAAUGUUUGACUUUUGACGAUAUUGAAUGUGAUGUAACAAUUUUGAAUACUUCCUUGCCUUAAGUAAGGAAAAGCUAUCAUAUUUAAGUUACGUAGACGAAUCAAAGUGACAUUGUAUAACCUGGCAAAUUGAUGUAAGUGACUGUGACUAUGUAGUAUGGUCCUAUUGCUCUGGUGCUAGAGGUUAUGCACUACACAAAGGAACAAAAUAGUUGUGAAAGAUCACUUUGAAUUUUUAAACCAAAGUUUCCUCAUUUUCUACAAAUAGAGUUUUUAGGGUCUUUUUUUUUUCUAAAUGGACAUUCCCUGUUUACAUAGAUAUGGUUCAGAGCCCCAGACCAUCUAAAAUUUCUAGGCUCUUCCACACCCCUUUUUAGGGAUGCUGUACAUAUAUUCACCAUAAGCAUUUCUCCAGAUAUGGCCAGAACUACAAGGAGCACAUAUCAAACCUAUGUUAAAUCUAGGUUUUAUUUUUGUAUACGAAAAUAUUAUCACAGUUUCAGAACAUACUCAGGACAAAGAACUUUGCUCAGGGAAUAUACCAUGUAAUAAUGUUUUUUCCAUUACUGAAUCGUCUACAGGCCUAUUCUAUCAGAACAAACCAAAUAGAUGUAGACUUUUAUAUCUUGUGUAUUAAGUGUUAUGUACUGGCAUUAGUAACUACCUCUCAAAUUCAACAUAAACCCAUAAUUCUGAUAAUCAGAUUCAUAUUUUUUGUGUAUGUGUGUGUAUUUCAUGUUAUUUGUAAAACUGUGUUCAUAUUUGGAUUACUUAUGUGAAUACUUGUGAGCUCUGUUUUCGUUUUCACAAUGUUUACGUAGGUAUUUUUUGUUAUUUUAUUCUGUUUACAGCAAAAGGCUACCUCAUUUUACCAUAUUACAUUUUAUGCUGCUUCAACCUUUUAGGUUAAUUUCAUGUCAAUGGUACAUCUUUUAUUUUUCUCUUCCUUACAUUAUGAAUAUCUUUUUGAAAUAAAAUGUAUUUGCCAAAAAUGCUUAAAAUCAAUGCAUGUGGAAUUGGCCAUAGGAAACUACUGCCAACAUGUUACAUCUAAAAGUAUUCAAGGUUUCAGUUCAAAAACAAAAAGCUGAAAGCCACAGUUAUGUAUAAUUGGCUUUUAUAAUUUACUCCGUUCUCCCACUGAACUGAUUUGCAAAGUUCUCUGAUGUUGAUGACAUCUAAAGUUUCUGAGCUUUGAUACAAAGUGGGAAUGAACAUUUGGCUGGUAUGCAGUUGUAAGUAUACCUGAAUAUUUUCUGCAUACCAAAAUGAUGACAAAUCAGUUGUAAAUGGUUAUAUUAUGUCUAAGAAAAAGUUGAGAGUUCAAAGUUUUGUUAUUAAAAAGAGCCUUGGUGGCAGAAUCAUUGCAAGGGUAGCUUCAUUUAUAUUUUGAAUAUUAACAUGCAAUAUGGCAUGUUUAUCAUGUGUUCUUACCCUUGGCUUUCUAGGAGAAUUUCAAUGCAUUGCUUCUGAGUACUGUGCAUUUGUAAGCCUUAUGGUGUAUUUGAAUAUGGCUUCUACUGCAUGUAUCUCUGUAGAGAUGGCAUUAGCAGCUAAGGACAAUGUGUGCUCAAAAUUUAAUUGAAAGCACAUCCAUAAAAUGUUUCUAAACAUAUUAUUAGUUUGGAGUGUUUAAUAGAUUUUUUUUUUUUCAAUAUUCAUUUUGAGAUUUAAAUCUCAUCAAAUUUUGAUUAUUGUUUUAAUUAUCCAGUCCUAGAAACUAAUAUUCCCUUGAUUUAUUUUUCCUUUUAAGGUAGCAUCCUAAUAAGUUUUUUGUUAUUAUGCAGCAAAUAACAUUCUUUAUUAAAAAAAAAAAAUAAGACCUGAGGGAUCUCAAGAAGUCUUAAGUAAUUUAAGUUAAUUUAUCUCCUGUAAGAAAUGUUUAUCAUAAAAAGUUAUAUAUGUGGAAAUUACCCUUUUAUAAAAUCGGGGUUGGGGCAUAAAUUAUGUGCAUGUGCACUGGGUUGAUGUGUUGAUGUCUAUAUGAACAAGACAUAGAUUAGAAAAAGCAGACCUUUAGAUAUAUUGCAUCUUUCCUCUUUUGCUGAAUAGCAAUAGGUUGGUCUAUGAAGUUGAACAAUAUUAUUGUGUUGUCACUAUUACAUAGUGACAAAAAUGUUUUUUCAUCAAGUGUCCGCAUACAGUGCUAGAUUGUUUCCCUGCCCAAUAAAGUACACUAGCAAUUACUUAAAAAUAAUAACUAAUGUGUACUAGGGGAAUUUUUUCCUCCAGCAUCUAUUUCAAAAGCAGGAGAAUUUUUUUUGGUGUUCAGUAAGAACAAUUAAGUAGAAGAUGUUUAUAGAUUCAGCAAUACCCAAUUAAAUAUAAAUAUAUUGAUUAAACAAUCUUCCCUUUUUAAAAACCUCGGCUUGAAACCUUCAAUGUUCUUUAACUUUAUUCUUCCUACUCUCUAGAUCAGAAAACUUUGGUUAAUGGUACUCUGUAGCUCAUAUUCAGUAAUAGCUCUAUGGGUAUCUGAAUUCUGUUUUGUAAUAGUGUGCUAUGUUACUGAUAAUUUACUCUUGAUUAUUCCUUCUAUUGGCAAGAUCAACAAAGUGUUACAACCUAAACAUAAAUAUAAAGCGCUGUGUACAAGUUUAGCGCUUUUGUAACAAAUGAUGACCACCUAUUGAAUAAACUUAAGUAAAAUUUGACUAGAGAACCUCAUUGUGCUUUAAUUAGCCUGAUUUGAAGUUAAAAUAACCACAAUCGAGACCAAAGUAAACACUGAUUUUCCCUAUAUAUAUUAUAUAGUAUGCCUUAUAUAGUUUCAAAGUUAACUUUUGUAGAAUAUCCUCCCCAUUUUUAUUAUAACACGUUUACAUGAUUAUAAAACAUUGCUUGAAUUGUAUGUACUCUUUGUGUAAAAAAAAAAAGUGGAAAACAGUCAAUUGAAGUUAUAUGGGUCACAUUGCCUGUUUACUGUCUUCUUGAUGGACUAAAGCACUGAUUGCCUUUCUUUAUAUCAUGUAUUUUAUAAUUUCAUUUCAUGCCUUAUGUCUUUUUAUAUCUGUCAAUCAUGAAUAUUGUGAGGUUUUAAAGGAAUUACUUGAUUAAAAACAAAUAAAACAUUUAACUUUGGCAUUUAAA
This is a messenger RNA of Xenopus laevis (African clawed frog), 8353 nucleotides long. It is a transcript of the gene lin28b.L, whose product is annotated as lin-28 homolog B L homeolog. Lineage: Eukaryota; Metazoa; Chordata; Amphibia; Anura; Pipidae. Gene Ontology annotation, biological process: negative regulation of gene expression; pre-miRNA processing. Gene Ontology annotation, cellular component: cytoplasm; nucleus; nucleolus. The record is from RefSeq and is a predicted model, not a curated record. The transcript is spliced from 5 exons. Gene Ontology annotation, molecular function: mRNA binding; zinc ion binding; nucleic acid binding. The coding region runs from base 617 to 1468 and encodes 283 amino acids.